Messenger RNA from Phoenix dactylifera (date palm), 5204 nucleotides. RefSeq names its product putative flavin-containing monooxygenase 1. The record is from RefSeq and is a predicted model, not a curated record. NCBI's taxonomy places the organism in Eukaryota, Viridiplantae, Streptophyta, Magnoliopsida, Arecales, Arecaceae. Gene Ontology annotation, molecular function: NADP binding; N,N-dimethylaniline monooxygenase activity; flavin adenine dinucleotide binding.
UCUUUUUAGGUUGCAUUUGUUGGCCACCAUGGUUGCUACUAUAAUAGCACCGAGUAUAAAAUUUGAGAAAACCUAUGUGUACCCUAGCUUGAAAAAUGAUAUUGCAUCUAAUCUUUUGUGUGAAUUUGUAUUCUUGAACAUGAAGUACUUGAUUUCUAGGGCCUCUCAAAUUUAAUUACCCUCGACUGCGAACUUACAACCACCUAUAUGGUUACCUACAUUCGCGUGUCUAGAAUUAAUUCGAUGAUUCUCUAGUGGUCCAAGUUAGCAUUUAAUCUUUAAUAUCAGAAAUACGUGGCCUAGAUUUGCACUAGCAUGUAUUCCAGAUGGGUUAAACUUAGACUAAGGUUUAGUGCUAUGUGCAGGGCUUCAUAACACCUUAAACUCAAUUGAGGCCACCCAAAGUGCUUCUUGUGUGAAACAGAAACCUGAGUGCAAGCCAAGCUUGAUAGCAUAUGUUCAAGAUUAACCUAGUUUCGUCAGCUGAACCUAGCUUGAACAAGCUUGUUACUGAGCCAAGCCAAAUUUCAAACAUGCAAGCCCUGAUCGUUUACAAGUCAAGUUUUACAUAAUAUUCGAGAUGAGAUCGUUAGCUUUAAAUAAUGUGCUUUCUCAUUAGCUGAAUCGACAUCAAGAUAUCAAUCCCUUCCAUUACUCCUCGGUUCGCUAAUGUGGACAUAGCAGCUUUGUAGAGGGAGAAGUUGCUGUCGUGCCAUGGCAAUAAGAGGCUGAGGCAAUGACAAUGGCCUCAUGAUGCACUACUUGGUGUUCGGUUUGGGACAACUCUUUAUCAGGAAAAGAAUGUUUGGCAAAUUAUUCGAAUUCUAGAUGCAAAUAUAUGAGGUAGAAAAUAGGUUGAAUAUGAGUCUUUGUUCCAACAACACUCUUGCUUACCCUAGUAAUAAUCGACUAUUAUUUUUCUGAAAAGUGCUGCGCAAGCACCACCAAUUUAUCAAGAUUAUAAAGUGGUUACAAGGAGAAGAGUGGAUGAUCUUAAGGGAAGAAGGAAGCAAAAGGAGAGAGAUGGAGAGAAAAAAAAUAGAAAGAGAAGAAGAAGGGAAAUAAGAGGAACAAGGCCACCCAAGAGAGACUGACCCUGCCCUUUGAUUCUUUCGACUCCCCCUACAGCUGGGUUUGCUAGUUCAUGCCUGAAUAGCUUGCCAACUAUCCAACCAAGCUGGGAAGAGACAUGAACAAGAUGGCUUCUACACUGCAAGUGAAGUCGGAAAUCUCUGAAACUUAUGCACCGAGAUCGGCAUGGCAUGCAUACCUCUAGCGCUGAAACAAGACAAAACUACUACUCUUGCGCAAUAAACUCAACAACAUGCUAAACCCAAACCAUCUGCUUUAAGGCAAGUCUCCUUAUGUGAUAAGGAUUAGUGUACACACAUCGCACUAAUCACUGAUAGAACUACUAUAGAUAUACCAUACUUCCAUAUGUAUAUAAACCCAAGACUUGAGGUCUCUUAAUAAGGCAACCCUCAUCAUUUGCAGUUGUAGGGAUGAUAGGUGCAGUUGGAUCCAUGAUUGCUUCCUUUGUACCUAGACAUAAUAAUACAAAAGGCCUUCAAGAUCAAAUUUAUUUAACAACACAUAAUCAAUAAAAAAAAGGAAUAAAAGUUCAAGGAUUAUAUUCAAUGUAAAUAUUAAAUAUCAAUAAACUAAUAUAUAUUAUGUCCAUCACCCUUAAAACACCAAAUAGAGAGAAACGUAAGUGUAAAUCAUCCAUGAAAAAUUUGUACAAGUCAAAGUUUUUAUUGCUAUUAAAAAGAAAUUCUCUACAACCUUAAGUUCAUGAGAACAUAGGUUCUCCUCGGAAGAAGAUAUGGACGUAGGUCGCUUUGUGGGAUCAAAGAGGUAUCCAUUCUUAAUGAUAUGGCUCUUCAAUUCUCAUGAUUUAUGCCUAUAGCUUUGUCUCUAACCAAGGAUGUGCCCAAGCUUAUAAUCUAUUGGAUCAAUGGAGCUUCUAAGGAGAGAAGCAAGUAGAACAGAAGGGGGAAACGAAUUUAUCAUCAUGGGAUUCAAAAAUCCUGAUUGUGGCCCUGAACAAGAGCUUCAAUGAGAAGCGGUUAAGAGUAAGAGAGAUGGACACAUGGAAAUGGUGAGGCCUGAGGGGGAGAGAAGCACAGUUCUGAUAAGGGUUUUAUGGCUUGGGUAAAAAAGUUAUAGAGAGAGGAAGAUGUUGAUUAAGUUUAACGAGAGAAACAACCUCUUUGUUUUCUUCUUUGAAUGGAUGACUGUAUUUUUUUCAAAAAAUAUGAAUUAAAUCAAAGUUUAAUGGAGUAAUUAUUGCAUUUAUAAAUAAAUUUAAUAUAAAUUAGUGUAUUAAUGAGAUAAAAGAUUUAAAUUAUAAGGAGAUAUUAAAGGAAUGUACAGUUGACUUGAUCGUGAACAUGAAUUAAGAAAAAAUAUGAUGGUCAUUUUAAAUUAUAUAAUAAAAAAUUAAUGAUACAGAUAACACAUUAUUCAUGCUAAUCAAAAGGCAAAUGAGUUAGUAAGAGAAAUCAAUUAUAAAAUAAGAGUAAUGAUAGAAACAUAACUCAUAAUUCAUUCUAAUUAAUAUAAAUUUGAGAGUUUAUAAAUGAAGAAAUUUGUGUUUAAGAUAUUUUCAGUGAUCAAAUUAGAGGGGAUAGUUUAGACAUCUCUUAAACCUGAAAUAUUUGCUAUAUUAGUCUUUAUAAAUGGCAUGGUAUUUAAUAGUUACUAUAUUUGGUCGAAUGAAAAAUCUUGCAUGAUAUGAAUUCAUAGCACAAAAAUUGAUCAUAAGUCUUUAUCAUUCUUUAUGGUUCCUUCCCCAUAUUUAUACAAAGACUUUGAACCCUCCAAACUAUUUUGGUGAAAAUGAGCAUCACGCAUUUAUCAUUUAGGAGCACUAGAUUAUAUAUAUUAGUCUUCAUAAACGGCAUCGUAUUUCAUUGUUACUAAAUUUGGUCCAAUGAAAAAUCUUGCAUGAUAUUUUGUUACACUCUAAAUAAAUUUUUACACAUAUAGCAUGAAUUCAUGGCACAAAAAUUCAUUGUAAGUCUUUGUCGUUCUGUAUGGUUUCUUUCUCAUAUUUAUAGAAAGACUUUGAAUCCUCCAAACUAUUUUGGUGAAAAUGAGUAUCUCACAUUUAUCAUUUAGGAGCACUAUAUAUUAGUCUUCAUAAAUGGCAUGGUAUUUAAUAGUUAGUAAAUUUGGUCUAAACAAAAAAUUUUGCAUGGUAUUUUGAAUCCUCCAAACUAUUUUGAUGAAAAUGAGCAUGACGCAUGUAUAAAUAGAGUUUGAAAAGCCUAUUAUUUUUAUUUUCCUCCCCUGUUAUCACUCCCCAUCUUCUCAGAGAGGAGAAGAGGAAUGGAGAAGAAGAGGGUGGGCAUCAUUGGGGCGGGCAUCAGUGGGCUGGUGGCAUGCAAGCAUGCACUGGAGAAGGGCUUCAACCCCAUGGUGUUCGAGGCUGACACCGAUAUUGGUGGCGUGUGGCUGCACACCCUGGAGUCCACGAGGCUUCAGUCACCUCGGCCAACAUACGAGUUCUCCGACUUCCCGUGGCCGGAGAACGUCACGGAGGUGUACCCGCACAACACCAAGGUGAAGGAGUAUCUUCGCUCGUAUGCUCUCCACUUUGACCUUCUAAGGCACAUCAGAUUUAAUGCAAAGGUGGUAGGGAUUGAGUACGUGGGGGUGUCCGAGGAGGAGAUCAUGGCCUGGGACUUAUGGGCCGGGAACGGCGAGGCUUUCGGUGGCAGCGGCAGCGGAAAGUGGCACAUCGCAGUGGAGCAUGGAGAGGCAGAUGGGAGCACGGAGGUAUAUCAUGUGGACUUUGUGAUCCUCUGCGUUGGACGAUUUAGCGGCAUCCCAAAUAUCCCCACAGUUCCAAUAAAUAAGGGGCCGGAAGUAUUUAAAGGCCAGGUGAUCCACUCCAUGGACUAUUCUAUGAUGGGUGGCACUAGAGCCACCGAAUUAAUCAAAGGUAAAAAGGUCACAAUAGUGGGAUUCCACAAAUCAGCAUUGGACAUCGCUAUGGAGUGUGCAAAUGUAAAUGGGGCGAAGAACCCAUGCAAUAUGGUAUGCAGGACUAAGCACUGGCAUCUAGACGACUACUAUGCUUGGGGAGUUCCUCUUGCUUUCUUCUAUCUUACUCGCUUCUCGGAGCUUCUUCUUCACAAACCUGGAGAAGGAAUCCUACUUGGCGUUUUGGCUACUCUUUUGUCACCACUAACAUGGCUUAUAUCUAAGUUUGCUGAGAGCUACUAUAAAUGGGCGAUUCCUAUGAAAAAAUUUGACAUGGUACCAGACAUGAGCUUCUUUCAUGACAUACUUUCUUGUAUGACUGCACUGCUGCCAAAAAAGUUUUAUGAUAAAGUGGAAGAAGGGAGCAUUGUUCUAAAGAAAUCCAAAACCUUCAGUUUCUGUAAGGAUGGGGUGAUCAUUGAUGGUGCAACCGAACCUAUAGAGGCUGAUGUUGUAAUCUUUGCGACUGGAUACAAGGGUGACCAAAAGCUUAGGGACAUCUUUGUAUCGCCUUCCUUUCAAACGAUUGCAGCGGGUUCAUCGACUACGACGGUCCCUCUCUACAGGGAAUGCAUUCAUCCUCGGAUUCCGCAAUUGGCUAUUCUCGGGUACUCGGAGAGCUUGGCAAAUCUAUAUACAUCGGAGUUGUGUUCCAAAUGGCUGAUACAUUUCCUUGAUGGUGGUUUCCGACUGCCGAGCAUAGGAUCGAUGGAAGAGAAUGUGAAGGAAUGGGAGAAGUUCAUGAAGAGAUACUCUCGGGAUAAAUUCCGGAGGUCGUGCAUCGGAUUUCUGCACAUUUGGUACAAUGAUCAGCUGUGCCGAGACAUGGGAUGCAAUCCAAAGAGGAAGAAGGGGUUCCUGGCAAAUUGGUUCCUUCCUUAUGGUCCUUCAGACUAUGCUAAUCUUCAAUUCGAAGCCAAAUGAGAGUGUUUUCUAUUGUAAGAUUAGCAGUACUUUGCUUACUCUCUCUAUCCCAUUCCGUGUGAAGUAUUAACUGUUUGAUUAUGUAAACUUAUUUCACUAUGAGGAGAUAGUAUACAAAAUCUAUGGUGGAUCCAAAUUGUUUGCACUCAUAAGAUCCAAGGAAUUAUUAAGAAAUCCCAUGGGUUGGCCCGGGGUCAUUAUGGUGACUGGCCUGAGUCCAGAAGGCCUUAUUUUCCUGGAUCCUACAAGAAUUUUCCUUUUUAAUAUCAGUGUGUUUCACUUUUGUUUUC